Messenger RNA from Cyclocybe aegerita, 798 nucleotides. Lineage: Eukaryota; Fungi; Basidiomycota; Agaricomycetes; Agaricales; Hemipholiotaceae. The record is from the annotation of a GenBank genome assembly.
AUGGGAUUGGAAUACUACGAUUCUUGCCCCUGGCCUGAGGAGUCCAAGCAACAUCGUCUCGCACCAGCGGUCAGCCUCUCGAAGGCUGGUAUUCCAUGCGUCGUCUGGGCGGAAGAUGCUCUUGCCUUCAUCCAUCUCGUGCCCACCGGUCUUUCUUCUCUCCAGCUCCUCAUUCCGGAUGAGCUCAUUCACAAAGCGACCUCCAUUCUGACUACCCAGUCUUUUCAAGUUGCCGAUACACCACAGGAGUGGCUCGAGUAUCCUAUGUGGGACCGAUCUACGCCAUCUUGUCAUCCAGGAAUAUGGCUACAUCCCCAAUCUCUCUUCUCGGUCGAUGUUCGCGACCACUCGCUCUCCAUCACCCUCGACAAGUUCCCGGACACAGUGCGUUUCCUGACACGAGCGGCUUUUCUUGACACCAUCUUUGCCCUCAUCCUCGAGCCUCCCAUUGGGUUUAACCAUCACAGGUUUCACAGCACGAUGAUGUGUUAUUAUAGCGGUCUUAUCCAGCAUACCAUGCGGGGCCCUAGCAGACUGCCAUCAGGAGAGUUAGGAGAGGCCCACAAGGCAGCUUUGGCUGAGGUGAGAGAGGAGAAUUACCCGUAUUUCCACAAUUUACUCUCCGGUGGACAAAUGGCUUGGACCGAGGCCGUCGCACAGCGGCGGGAAGUCAUGGGUAAGAUCAGAAAAGGACACGAAGUUGAUCGUCCAUUUCCACGAAACACCGCAGCAGUGGAAGAAAGAAAUGCCAAGAUUGCAGCAGCAGCAGCCAUGCAACCAGUCUCAAAUGCAACAUAA